This is a messenger RNA of Strongyloides ratti, 2376 nucleotides long. Its product is annotated as No mechanoreceptor potential A. The coding region runs from base 1 to 2376 and encodes 791 amino acids. The transcript has 4 exons. NCBI's taxonomy places the organism in Eukaryota, Metazoa, Nematoda, Chromadorea, Rhabditida, Strongyloididae. The record is from RefSeq and is a predicted model, not a curated record.
AUGUAUUUAUUAAUAUUAUUUUGUAUUUUAAUUAAAUUAGGAUCAUUAAAAGAGAUAUGUGAAAAUGGAUCAUAUGUUUUCACAAAAGCUACCUCUUUAACAAUAAAUAAAGACCCAUAUAAAACUUCUUCUGCUAAUAGUAGAACAAAUUGUUGGUUAUCCUGUACAAAUGAUGAUGAAUGUUUAACAUUUUCUUAUAAUUCAAUUAAUGGAACUUGUAAUUUAUUUACAGAAAAUGGUUUACCAUUUGGAAGUGGAAAUUUAAUAGUUACAGAGGAUGAAAAUGAUGAAUUUUAUCAAUCUAUAUGUAUACAUUCAUUAAAUACCUGUAAUACUUCAUCUGCUUUUGAUAGAUAUCCACAAUAUUUAUUAAUAGGAUAUUCAGAAAAAGUUAUAAAAGAAACAUUAGGUCUUGAGGAAUGUUUUAAACAUUGUCUGGAAUCAACAAAAAAUUAUAAUCUUAAUUGUAGAUCAUUAAUGUUUAAUUAUGAAAAUAAUGAAUGUAUUUUAAAUAGUAUAACAAAAAAUGACUAUCCAAAUUUAUUUGUUCCAAAUGAUAAUGAUGAUGUAAUAGAUUAUUUUGAAAAUAAUUGUAUUGAUGUAUCUUGUACAAAUGAUGAAUCAAUAUUUUGGAUACAAACUAAUUAUUUUAGAAAUAUAACAAAUAGUGAUACAUAUGUUGUUUAUGAAAAUACACCAAAAGAUAGGUGUGUGGAAGCUUGUACAGACAAUGAAUCUAUAAAUGAAGAAGGAUUUAAUUGUAAAUUAAUGAUAUAUGAUGAUGAUACAAGAGAAUGUAUCUUAUCUAAAGGUUCUCUUAUUGGUGGAAAUCAAAUUCAGGAUGCAAAUUAUUUUUAUAAAGAAAAAAUAUGCCUUCAAUCAGAUAUAAAAUGUAAUGGUAAUGCUUUUGAAUUUAUUACUAAUCAUUUUCUUAAUAUUACUGGUGAAACGUUAUAUGAAAUUUCUUUAUCUACUUGUUUAGAAGCAUGUUUAAAAUGGAAAAAAACAUGUACUUCUAUUUCUUAUGACAAAAAUCACCAGAAAUGUUUUUUACAAGAAAAAUCUAGAUUUUCUCAUCCAAGAUUUUUUGUACGUGAUGAUAAUAUGAUAUAUAUUGAUAAUAUUUGUGAAUAUGAUUUGACAAGUAUUACUAAAAAUACUAUUAAUAAAAAACCUAAAAUUUCAACUCAUGGUGAAGAAAAUUUUUCACCAAAAUUUAUAUCUCCAAUAGGAUUAAUUGAAACUAUAACUGAAACGAAACCAACAAAAAAAUUUUUUUCAAGCCAGAACUCAGAAGAAAACACCAUAAUUCUUGAGGGUCCAUUAAAAACAGUAUGUAUGUCUGAUGGAAUAGAAGUUAUAGCAAAUUUUAAGGCACCAUCUGAUGGAUCCAUUGCAAUAAAAGAUCAUUCAUUAAAAUGUAAAUCAAAAUUUACUAGAACAAAAAAAGCUAUUCUAAAUAUUCCUUAUCCAGGAAAUGAAGAAACAGAUCAAAAUUGUCCUGGAAUUGAAGAAGAACCAGGAAAAUGGACUUUUAUAGUUGUUGUUCAAAAAGAUUCAAAUAAUCUUCAGGGGAUAGUUGAUUCAGAUGAUCAAAUAUUUAAAAUUACCUGUGAUUAUACAAAACAACAAAAAGUUAAUAAUAAUGCUAUUAUUCAUGCUGCAAAUUUACAUUCACAUGAGGUUAAAAAUGAAUCAAAAGAGUAUAAAGAUAUUUAUAUGGGAUUAUAUUUAAAUGAUAAACCGGUAACAACUGUAAAUCUUGGUGAUGAAGUAGAGAUAAGAUGGAUAAUGGAAAGUAAAGAAAAAAUUGAUUAUAGUAUAGAAAGUUGUGUUGCUGAGAGAAUUGAUGGUCCCCCUCCACAACCGCCUUCAUUACAACUUUUUAAAGACGGGUGCCCAGAUCCAAAAGUAAAAGGUCAUUUGGUAACUGGACCAAUACAGAAAAUUACAAAUGGAUAUUCAUCAUUAAUAAAAAUAUUUAGAUUUGAAGGUUCAAAAAAAGUAAGAAUACGCUGUUCAGUAAAUGUUUGCCUUGAUUCAUGCUCAAAAACUAUUUGCCAAGAUGAUGAAAACAUUUCAAAAGAAAGUUCUGUUAAUGAUAAUAGUUUUAAGUAUAAUAAUCUAAAAAAAAGAUAUUCAGAUAUAAGUGAAGAAAAAGUUAUAACAGGAAUUUUUUCGAUUAUUGAUAAUAAAAUUCCUAAAAAUUCUCAAAGUAUGUCUUUAGAAGAUAAUCGAUCAACUACACAAAAAUAUUGUCUCUCCAAACUUACCUUUGAAGGAGUUAUUAUUUUUGUUAUUCUUUCAUUUAUCCAUUCUAUAGCUUCAAUUAUUGUUUGGAUAAGAAAAGUUUUUAUAAAAAAGAAUAUAAAAUAG